Orbilia oligospora ATCC 24927 is the source of this 2871-nucleotide messenger RNA. RefSeq lists its product as uncharacterized. Gene Ontology annotation, molecular function: calcium-dependent cysteine-type endopeptidase activity. The record is from RefSeq and is a predicted model, not a curated record. Gene Ontology annotation, biological process: proteolysis. The transcript has 3 exons. The coding region runs from base 1 to 2871 and encodes 956 amino acids. Lineage: Eukaryota; Fungi; Ascomycota; Orbiliomycetes; Orbiliales; Orbiliaceae.
AUGGGGGAUAUAUUGAGGAGAGCGGCGGAAGCAGAAUCGCUCAUCUCUCAAGCGGCGUCUCGAAAGGACUAUGCUGCUGCCCUAGACGCCUGUAUCAAGGCUGCCGACUUGUAUCUCCAGGCAUGGAAGACCUGCUCGAACCCAGCUGAAAAGCAGAGGCGGCGUGAGAAGUUCAUGCAAUUGCUACAAAAAGGCGAAGAUUUUAAGAAGCUGAAGGCUAGUAGUAGCCAAAGCGGCAGCACUGGCCCUCAGAAUGUAAAUGUUCAAGGGAUAACAGCUGGGAUAGCUGGUGUGGGUUUAUCUGUCGUUUCUUCGACAGAUGCCGAAGGCGAAUAUGUACCCUCUGUACAAACUCCAACUUCAAUGGCACAGAAAGUCGUCAAAAAGGCACCAGUUUCUCAAAGAGCGCUUUCAAAGUCGGAGGAGAUCAUACAACUAUCCUCUUCAAAGCUCGCCCCACACAGUUUUUGGCCUUGGGAAGAUAAACAAUGUCCCAAAUAUACAGACUUUGUACCAACUCCUGGGGAGGAAGCCUUCACGGACUCAACCGGGCCUCUGGCUCUUUCGGUCCAGCAACAGAAGAACUUCGAUAGAUGGUACAGGCCUAGGGAGCUGUGGACUGGGACGGAGAAUAUGAUACUCGAAAGAGAAGGAGAAGAUCUCGCGGCAGAUCUUUCGCAAGAUAUCAUAUCCGAUUGUAGUGUCGUGGCCUCACUAUGCGCUGCUUUCACAAGAGAACAGAACGGGCACGGUAGUCUCAUAUCUUGUAUCAUCUGGCCCCAGAGAGAUGGUGUCCCAGUUGUGAGCCCUACCGGAAAGUACAUUGUUAAAUUGUGGCUUAAUGGGUGCUACAGAAAAGUCAUUAUAGACGACUUUUUACCAGCCUCUUUGGGGGAUUCAAAGCACUCUCUCCAUGUAGCAUCUAACGAGCACCCCAGUUUCAUUCUUCCAAGUUUGCUUGAGAAGGCCUACUUGAAGGCCAUGGGAGGCUACGAUUUCCCCGGUUCGAACUCAGGGACUGAUCUCUACUGCUUCACGGGAUGGAUCCCGGAACAUCUAUUCUUGAAAGGAAAUCCGGCAGAUCUCAGCCUUGACCUAGCCGAACCUUUAACACUCUGGGACCGGGUUUACCAAACUUGGAAGAGUGGCGACGUCCUUAUGACUCUUGGAACUGGUGUACUUGAAGCCUGGGAAGGUCACGGACUCGUUGGAGAGCAUGACUAUGCUAUAAUAGGACUUCAGGAGGUGGUAUCAGAUAGUGGUAGAGUAGGACGCUGGUUGUUGGUCAAGAACCCGUGGAAGACAGGCGGGAACUGGUCCGGUCCACUAGCUAUCGACGAUGACUCGGAUGAUGACUCGGAUGGAGACUUCGACGACCCUAAAUCCGAUUCGGACGAAGAUAGCGAAUCUGAUGAAGAUGCCUACCCGGAAGAACUCGCCCAAUCGCCCUCCCAAUCCGCCGUUUGGAUCGACCUAAACAGCGUAUUCAGGUACUUUGACUCUAUCUACCUAAACUGGAACCCAGCUCUUUGGAACCACCGGUAUGAUUGGCACUUCAGCUGGUCACAACUGUCAGUUAUAACUAAGCCCUCGACCACCGACCACCUCUGGAACGUCCCCGGGUGCUUCUGGGGAAAUCCUCAAUACAAAUUAAUUAACAAAUCAUCCACCCCUUCAAAAGCUUGGAUCCUCUUGUCCCGCCAUCUUCUUCGUAAGAAAGACUUCGACCGCAAAACUCUCUGGAACAAAAGCGGUCACAUAUCCCUCUAUGUCUUCGCUACCAAUGGGAAGCGUGUGUACCAAUCGUCAGGCUAUCUUAAGCGCGGCCCUUAUGUCGACAGCCCACAAACCCUCCUUCGUCUUGAGGUUCCCGCCAAAACUGCGUAUACAGUCGUAGUCUCUAGCCAGGAUCUAGUUCCGGCCGAAUCAACCCACAGCUUCACGAUCUCGGCUUUUACAUCAAUUCCCAUGGCCUUUGAACAAGUUGACGAACCGUACCCACACCUAUUUACCGUCAAGGGAUCAUGGACGAUAUCCGCCACAGGUGGAAACACCGAAAGUCGAGAGUACGGCCGCAACCCCAUGUUCAAAAUCUCCCUCUCCCAAUCUGCAAACCUCCAAAUCGGCCUUUCAAUUCACGCCAAACCUUCAGAAGACGGGAAGUCUGUUGGUAAAGCCAUCGCAGCGGAGAAUACCGCUUCUCCAUUGAUACAUGUUGCACUCCUACAUUCCGACGGAGGGAAAAGAGUACAUACUCUCGCCCGCAACAAGUUUCUUGCCAACAGCGGGGAAUAUAAACGGUUUUUCACAAUGUGUUCGGUGCAACAAGUCCCCAGAGGUGCAUAUACUAUCGUUGCUAGCACCUAUACAUCAGAUCAAUAUGCGCCGUUUACGAUUACCGUAGGGUCCUCGGUGCCUCUUGGACAAAGUGACUUGACUGUCAUUCCGAACGAAGAUGCAGGGUUGCAUACGACAUCAUCCACAUGCCAAGUUCCGGCCAAGACGUCAUCCAUACGGCUUUAUAUGACACGGUUGUCAAAGGGAAAAAUUAGGGUUGCGAAGAAGAGUUCAGGAGAAUACCUUAGAAUCGGUGUCUGGGAAAACGGUCGAAAACGCUGGAUCGCGGGAGGAUGGGAUGAUGAUGUUGCCGGAGGCGACGAUGGGUUUGUAGAAGGAGUAGCAAGAUUAGAGGAUGUUGAUUUAAGACCUGAUAGGGAGGUUGGAGAAACAUGGUUGGUUGUUGAUAGCAUGGUGAAUGAAGGGUUCGGGGGCGGGGGCGAUGCAAGUGGGAGGGCUGGAGCAUUCGAUGUUACCAUCCUCAGCGACAACGUUGUGAAAUUUUGGAGUGAUUGGGUGGAAACGAAUACCUGA